This is a messenger RNA of Manihot esculenta (cassava), 1098 nucleotides long. Its product is annotated as signal recognition particle 19 kDa protein. NCBI's taxonomy places the organism in Eukaryota, Viridiplantae, Streptophyta, Magnoliopsida, Malpighiales, Euphorbiaceae. Bases 360 to 770 code for a protein of 136 amino acids. Gene Ontology annotation, cellular component: signal recognition particle, endoplasmic reticulum targeting. The transcript has 4 exons. Gene Ontology annotation, molecular function: 7S RNA binding. Gene Ontology annotation, biological process: SRP-dependent cotranslational protein targeting to membrane; SRP-dependent cotranslational protein targeting to membrane, signal sequence recognition. The record is from RefSeq and is a predicted model, not a curated record.
CCCAAACAUCUCUCUCCCAGAGGUAAAAAAAAAAAAAAACAACGCUCCCUCUCAACUCUAAACACGGCAGCCCGACCCCUCCACCACCCACCCCCCCUUUCGCCUUUCACAGCCGCGCGCCUUUCGCAGCCCGUCCCUCUGCUCUUCACGCUGUCAACGCCGUUGCUGCGUCCGCUGGUUCUGGUUGCUUCUUCUCUUUACUCCGCCGCUCCCUCUGGUCCUCGUUGCUGCAUCAUCUGAUCCUCGUCGCUGCAUCCGCUGGUCCAGUCCUUCUGCCGUCCGGUGCUGCUCCUCGUCCUCAAUCACGCCGCUGCUGCUUCUCGCCUCUAUAGUCUACGUCCUCAGUCACUGGAGCGGAGAUGAUGGAUGGAAAUCUGCCCAAUAUUAAGAAAUGGGUUGUGUUGUAUCCUGUUUACAUAAACUCAAAGAAGACCAUAGCUGAGGGCAGGCGAAUUAGUGUGAGUAAAGCUUGCGAAAAUCCAACUUGUGCUGAGAUUGGGGAUUGCUGCAGCUAUCUCAAACUCCCUUUUGCUAUUGAGAUUGACAAGGCCUAUCCACGCGAUUUCAUGCAAGUAGGGAGAGUGAGGGUACUGCUGAAGAAGGAAGAUGGGACCUUUUACAAUCCAGCUAUUCCUACUAGAAAACAGCUAAUGCUACACGUUGCAGAGUUGGUGCCAAAGCAUCAUUCGAGGACUAAGAAGCAGGAACCUGCAUCCACAUCAGGUGCUACAUCUUCUAAGUCUGGGAAAGGUGGAAAAAAGAAGAGAUAGUUUUAUCAUUGCAAAUUUUUGGCAACAUUACAUAGAAUUCCUUGUGAUAGGCUUAAAACUCUUGGUGAUUUUGAAUUCCCUUGAUAUCGUUUUGUCUUUAGUCUACAGCAUGUGCCUUUAUCUCAUUACUUGCCCUCAUGCCCUUUUGAAAAUCUUUGAAUGGUCUAUUUUGGAACAUAAAUAUGCAUUUGCCUAUAAACUUCAGAAGACAAAUGCAUUUUGUUGUCUUACUAAACAAGGAACAGAGUUGUGUUUUUGUAAUGCCUGAGAUAGUCAAUCGGUAGUGAUACUUGGCGUUGGUGGGAAUACAACACUAAUUUAUGGAUGA